Messenger RNA from Austrofundulus limnaeus, 4077 nucleotides. RefSeq names its product FH2 domain-containing protein 1. Lineage: Eukaryota; Metazoa; Chordata; Actinopteri; Cyprinodontiformes; Rivulidae. The record is from RefSeq and is a predicted model, not a curated record. Bases 217 to 3573 code for a protein of 1118 amino acids. The transcript has 14 exons.
UAGGAUCUGAGAGGAGAUAGUUUUUACAGAGUUUUACCUCAUUUUAACAAGUUUAAAUCGUCUUUUUUCACCAAGAUCACUAUAAACAUUCACUACGCUUCUUUUUAAUCGUCGACCCGUCGACGACCUUCAGUGUCUCAAAUGUAAUGACUCAUCAUCAUCAUCAUCGUCGUCCUGGUGACCUUUCAUUUCGCUCCCGUCCAAUCAGCUGUGGCGAUGCACGUCAUGAGCAGCGUCUCUCCGGCCGACGACAACGCUGUCGCCGCUSCGACGUCGCCUCCUUCUCCUUCAGGGCUUCCCCACAUCUGUGAAAAUGGACUGAGACCGCCAAACCCUCCCCCUCCCCCUCCGUUACCCCUCCAUCCUGGUCUGAGGGAUGAAGCACCAGACCUGAGGAGGAAGAGGGUCAGGAGUUUCUUCUGGAAAACCAUACCAGAGGACCAGGUGAAAGGUCAUUUGAACCUUUGGACUCAGGGUCCAGGAGUUCAGCAGCACCAGUUUGAUGCCCAGGAGAUCGAGGAGCUUUUCGGUCAGAAGGACUGUCAAUCAAAAUACACGGCCCCGCCUACCAGAGGAGAGAAGAGCCGAGCCUCUUCUCGGUCUCAGGUCUCCAUCCUGGACUCGAAGCGAGCACUGCAUGUUGAGAUUUUCCUCAAACAGUUCAAGAGGUCCAAUCAGACGUUAGUGGAUGACAUUCACCAUGGCAACAGUGAGUCAUUGGGGGCGGAGCCUCUGAGGGAGCUGCUGAAGCUGCUUCCAGGGAAAGACGAGGAGRAGAAGCUGAAGGCGUACCGAGGCAACGCCGCCGAGCUCUCAUUGGCUGAUUCCUUCAUGCACCUGUUGAUCCAGGUGCCCAGUUACUUGGUUCGUAUCCAGUCCAUGCUGCUGAAGGAGGAGUUCCCAGGAUCCUGUGAGGCCGUGAGGCGAGACUUUAACAUCCUCCGCUCAGCCGUCAAAGAGUUAAUGUGCUGCACGGAGCUCCACGCUGUUCUCCACCUGGUGCUGCAGGCCGGAAACAUCCUGAACGCUGGAGGCGCUGCAGGAAAUGCUGUGGGCUUCAAGUUGUCGUCCCUCCUGUCCCUCGCAGACACCAAGUCCAACAAACCGGGCAUGAACCUGCUGCACUUUGUCGCUCUGGAAGCUCAGAAAAAAGACGAGAAGCUGCUGGAGUUUCCUCUCAAAYUGAGCGACGUCCAGGCUGCAUCCAGGAUUCCUUUUGAAGCCCUGGAUGCUGAGCUCCAGGUGUUGACGACUCGCACGCGCUCAGUGGAGGAGAGCAUCCAGAAAGACACGGAGCUGCUGCAGCAGAUGGACGUCUUCCUGCAGAGCGCCACGUCGUCUUUGUGCUCGCUACGCGACAGCCAGCAGCAGCUGAAGAAGGAAGGCGACAAGCUGAUCGACUUCUUUUGCGAGGACAGAGGGACGUYCAGGCUGGACGACUGCUUCUGCAUCUUCCACACCUUCUGCCUCAGAUUCACCUGCGCCGUCAAGGAAAACAAGGAAAGGGAGGCGAAGGAGGCUGCUCGUCAGCAAACACAGGAGACAGAACUGAAGAGACGGUCCUGGUCUGGAGGAGAGCAGGUCCGUGGAGCCGUCGGGCUGCGCUGCAGCAGUGAGACAGACAUGUCCACCGUCGUGUCGAAAGAUGACACUGGACUUCUAGAGUUCAUUACCCCAAAGUCCCAGCUCCGCACGACCCCAAAGGGCAACCAUGUUACUCGUGGGCGCUUGUUGAACUCCCAUCGAACCAGGAACCCUCCAUCAAGCUCGCCUCUGUUCGCCGCUGACCGUGAACUGAGCACCUUCUUCAAACUCUCCGAGGACCACAGAGUCCCUCGGCCAAGAGGAAAGACACAUCUCUCAUCAGCCUCGCCUAAAUCUGAGCUUAAAGGUUCAGUAUCAUCUCCAAAAACGACAGACCCACCAACCACCUCUGUACCUUCCAAGACCUCCUCGGACUCCACUGUCAUUAGCAAAGAUGGCGUCCACGAUCAAGUAGAGACAGUUAAACCUUCCUCUUACUCUAAUCAGCAGACAGACCACAACAACAAUGAAAACAAUCAACUGGAGAACCUUUCACACCAUCAGACUCUCCCUGAUGAUAACAAAGACAAUGUUUCUGGGGUUUUAGAGAAAAGUACACUGGUUCCUGAGCUCCAAACGUUUGAUGAAGACAUCCAUUAUCAUCAGCAAGAUGAAGCAAUAAUGAAAACUUUGAACCAAGAGGUGGUGGAUGACUCACAAAUACUAAAUCUGAACGAUAACUCCAAGAAAGGUGAGACAUCUGAUGUGGAAAUAAUCGUGACGACGUCUCCCUCACCACAACAGGACGGCGAGGAAGACAAGGUGAUUGUGUGGUGUGUGACAGGUGUGUGUGAGUCAGCAGGUGAAAGUACACAAACUGAAAAGGAUCGGAAUGGGGCUGAAAAUCAAACGUCCUCUCCUCCACACCAUCAUAUGUCUUCAGAACUUCAUCUGGACAGUGAAAAGUCCGGGUCCAUACCCAUCAGCUGUCAACCAGUGUCCCGUUGUAACGACUCGUCACUCCUCGUGUCUUCACCUGGACCGCAUCCCACAGAGCCUGCACCAGCCAGUCCCGGUCCUGGUCUGACUGUAGACGCUUCAGAGGAAGAUAAUGUAACAUCCAAUCAAGUGACAACACCAAAGAAAAGUGGAAAUGCAYCUGUCCCGAGCAGAAACAAGACAUCUUGUAGGCAUACAACAGAAAAGACGUCUUCCACAGAUGGAAAAGCAAAACUAGCUACUUCAUCCAAACAAUCUACCAAGAACUUGAACAAUGCUAAAGCUCAAAAUACUUCAGUGAAACCAUCAAACACAACCCUGACACGUAUCAGAUCUGUCUGCAGCACGACCAGCUCCCAGAACCAGAACAUGAGGCGAGUUGUACCCAUCACCAAGACCAACCGAGGCGCCAAACAUCCAGAAAACCCUUCUGCUCACAACCAGAGCUGCUUCAGAACAGGGCUCAGCACUCUGCCCAGCACUCCCAUCCGACACUCCCACCCUUCAACUGCCCCUCAACCAUCCAAGAUGCCAGACUCCAAAGAACUGAGGGACCAGAAGGUUCCGGGCACAGCUACCCGAACUCAGAGCACAGAUGUGCAAAGGAGGCCUUCGAUCCGUAAAGCCUUAACGAAACCCAAAACCCAAACGGAGGAGAAGAUGUGUCUGCUGCGAGYGCUCACUCAAAGUGACAGAGGGAGMAGCAUCAGCGCUCCUGUUACGCCUCUACACAAAACCAAAACCACUUCUUUGUCCAAUCCGCCAGGGUUUGCACGAAACACCGCAUCGUCGUCUUUCAGACGAACCAACGCUUCUUUAUCCAACACUGGUUCCCCUAAAACCUCCUACAAGACUUCCUCCUCGGUUUCCCAAACAGGGUCACUGAGAGUUGUCCCCUCCUCUAGGUCGACGUCCCCGCUGAGGACAUCUGAAAACAUCAGAUCUACUCGAGCUCUACUCCCCAAAGACCACCGAGACAAUGGCACCGUCUCUGACAAGUCCACCCAUUUCAGGGACUCGAGCAGGAGCAGCUGGGCCAACUGGAGAUAACAGGAGACCUUUCAAAGAACUGAUUGUGCCAUGUUGGAUGUUACUACGUACACUGCCUUCAUCCAAAAAUGAAAGGAUUUUUGACGUGGGUCAUCCCUCAGCUGGACCCUGCUACCUUCAGAUUGGGCCUCUGAUUGCCCACCCUGUUUCUACAAGACUGAAACACCCUAUYGAUUACUGAGAUUCAAACUGACAAUCCUGUAAACUAAAUGUAUAACUGACACUAACAACUUUCAGGUCAGCCAUGUUGGACUUUGAGGUCAGUGCUGGUCAAAAAACAUAGACCGUCCAGUUGAUUCAUUGAUUAAACCCCUCUAAGCCUGUUAAUCAACCAUUGACUUAAAUCAGGUGUGUUGGACCAGAUUAUGGUCAGGGACCAGGAUUAGACAGCCCCAAUAAUAGUCUGAAAUUGACUUUUGCUCUAAACUGGUUCUGUAAUCCAAACUAAAUUGGUUUUGUAACUAAAUAAAAAGCUGCCCCACAAGUCUCAUCAUGAACUCAUUU